UCCUUGGAUGGAGAGGGCGCAGUGAGGUGCCGAGAGAGCGCGGCUCGCCGAGUGCAGGAGGGGACGGAGGGGAGACCAGGGCAGGUUCUCGAAGGCGCCGGGGAGCCAGGAGCGGUGCGGCGGCCCCAUGAGAGGCCCCUGCCGGCACAGAGCGCCCAGAGCCCAGCCGGAGCGUCUCCACCGCCGCGGGUGAAAAGAGCCCGGGCCACAGGACGGCGGCCAGUUUGGAAGUUUUGAUGCAUAUGAUCACAACCACCAUGAUUUUUAUGAUUCUUGGUGCUUCAGUUGUAAUGGCGAUAGCCUGUUUAAUGGACAUGAACGCGCUACUGGACCGCUUUCACAACUACAUCCUACCGCAUCUACGAGGGGAGGACCGCGUCUGUCACUGCAACUGUGGAAGACAUCAUGUCCACUAUGUAAUCCCAUAUGACGGGGACCAUUCCUUGGUGGACUCAUCGGAGAACUACUUUGUGAGUGACAGUGUGACAAAGCAGGAGAUGGACUUGAUGCUGGGGCUGCUGCUGGGCUUCUGCAUUAGCUGGCUGCUGCUGUGGCUGGACGGAGUCCUACACUGUGCCGUCAGGGCCUGGAGGGCGAGCCGCUACUACGAUACCCCGUCCUGGUCAUGGCUGCCCCAGUUCUGCAACCUCCGAGACCUCCGUCGCCGAGCCCAGCUCCGACAACUGGAGGACUCCAGCGGCAACAUGGUCCACAUCAAGCAGAAGCUCUACCACAACGGCCACCCCAGUCCCCGCCACCUCUGACUCUAAAAAAAAACCAAACAAACAAAAUCAGCAACAAAAAAAUUAAACUAGAUACCCUUCCCUAAAACACCUCCUCCUUUCCACCUCCAAUACUCCUCACCUCCCUUCCCAAACAGCCUCUUGGUCAACUAUUGCCUCAGAGACCCUGGAAAACUGCCCUCCCGCUGUUCAUAAUGUGGCCCCGUGACAGGACUUUCUUAUGACCAAACCUGGCCCCUGUCGGCACUAAAAUAACAUCCCAAAAUGGAGCAAGAUGACGAUUAUUUGUCGCCACUUAAAUCUUGUCUUACGUUCAUGUCCACCAUUGUGGGGAGGAGGAAGGGGAAAAAAAAACAUUUUUAAGGGUGUUUUUUCUGUAUAGAGACAUUUUCUGUGUUCAUUGUUAAACUUGGCAUGCUCUUUUAGAACAGGGUAAGAUGUGGGCAGUGUAUGGAAUGGGGCGGCAAGACGGGUGUCAUGAUAUUUUUUUCUCUGCUGGGUGGG
Scophthalmus maximus (turbot) is the source of this 1247-nucleotide messenger RNA. It is a transcript of the gene tmem240a, whose product is annotated as transmembrane protein 240a. The transcript has 4 exons. The record is from RefSeq and is a predicted model, not a curated record. Lineage: Eukaryota; Metazoa; Chordata; Actinopteri; Pleuronectiformes; Scophthalmidae. Bases 237 to 764 code for a protein of 175 amino acids.